Exophiala aquamarina CBS 119918 is the source of this 2595-nucleotide messenger RNA. RefSeq names its product sialidase-1. Lineage: Eukaryota; Fungi; Ascomycota; Eurotiomycetes; Chaetothyriales; Herpotrichiellaceae. The transcript has a single exon. The record is from RefSeq and is a predicted model, not a curated record. Gene Ontology annotation, molecular function: protein binding. Bases 1 to 2595 code for a protein of 864 amino acids.
AUGCUACGAGGACUCGCGACUGGCAUUCUGCUGCUGUCAGCUCUUAAUCAUGUUGAUAGAUAUGCAAGUGCCAUUGAGCUUCCCUACGUACCGCCGCCGGCGGACGUGUUAGCUGGUGAGGGACUGACUGACUCGCCGAUUUUCCUGCUCGCCGCCGCGCCCUCGGGAAACAUCAUCGAUCGAACAGCCUGGACAGCCACCUGUGACAGCUUCCAACCAGGAUAUGAGUGUCAGAAUGCGAUUGAUGAUGAUCAGAACACAUUCUGGCACACAGAAUUUGAUCCAACAAAUGCACCUCUCCCACAUACGAUCACGAUUGAUAUGAAGACUACUUAUUAUGUGAAUGGUGUGACAUACUUGCCGUCAGUCAAAUUCCCUUUGCUUCCCUUUGGCACUCAAGUGCUGAGGCCCUUUCAUGCUCUUUUCGCGAGUAUAAGAUCAGUGUGGCUGACUCUUGCUAACCCAACUCUUAGCCGCCAGGAUGGUGAUUUAAACGGAAAUAUUGGGCGCCAUAACGUGUUCGUAAGCACAGAUGGAAUCGAUUUUGGCUCCCCUCUUGCAUUUGGCAUGUGGGGUGACGAUCAAACGUUGAAAGUUGCAGCCUUUGAGACGGUUCCUGCAAGAUACAUACGCAUUCAAGCUAUUACAGAGGCAGGAAACCGAGGUCCCUGGACGUCCGCAGCAGACAUCAAUGUAUAUGCUGCUAUUCUUGGUUCACCAGUUGAUCGGACAAGUUGGACCGCCGUUUGUGACAGCUAUCAGCCUGGAUACGAGUGUGCUAACGCUAUUACUGAUGCAGGCGGAAUCUGGCAUACGGAAUAUGACCCGGUAAAUGUCCCGUUGCCUCACACCAUUACAAUCGAUAUGCAAUCUACAUUUAGCAUAAACACCCUGAGAUAUUUACCUCGUCAGGAUGGCGGUUUCAACGGAAAUAUUGGACAGUAUCAGGUCUUUACGAGCACCGAUGGGACCAACUUCGGAACUGUUGCAAGUGGGACAUGGGUGGACGAUCCAUCUGAGAAGACUGCAGCCUUCACUGCCAUAGCAGCACGCUACGUACGACUUGUUGCUUUGACUGAAGCUGGAGACCGUGGGCCAUGGACUUCGGCUGCGGCGAUCAAUAUAUAUAUUCCCGGUAUUUACACCCCGCCGCGGACCGGCGUGGGAAGAUGGGGGCCCACCAUUGAUUUUCCAAUCGUCCCUGUCGCAGCUGCUAUCAAUCCUACGAAUGGCAGGGUACUUGCCUGGUCCUCAUAUGCUCCGGAUACUUUUGUCGGAGGGAAUGGUGGGCUGACAUUUACAUCUACGUACGAUCCUAAUACCCAGAUUGUAAGUGAGAGAGUUGUCACCGAAACAGAUCACGACAUGUUCUGUCCCGGGAUAUCACUAGACUUCAACGGACGUCCCAUCGUCACUGGUGGCAACAACGCGGAGAAAACCAGCAUCUACAAUCCACUCACAGACGUUUGGACUGCUGCCGCAGAUAUGCAGAUCCCUCGUGGGUACCAAGCUUCUACGACGUGCUCAGAUGGCCGAAUCUUUACCAUUGGAGGUUCUUGGAGCGGAGGGGAGGGUGGCAAGAACGGAGAAAUCUACAACCCAACUGCAGGGACUUGGACAUUGCUACCGGGCUGUCCCGUUGCGCCAAUGCUCACUGCCGAUGUUGGAGGAGUGUAUCGAUCCGAUAACCAUGGGUGGCUGUUUGGGUGGAAGAAUCGAUACGUGUUUCAAGCAGGCCCCAGCCGAGCGAUGAAUUGGUACAACACCGCUGGAUCGGGAGGCCAGACUGGCGUAGGCAACCGCGGCUCAGACGCCGAUUCCAUGUGUGGCAAUGCUAUCAUGCACGACGCCGUGGCCGGAAAGAUCCUGACAUUGGGGGGCUCUCCAAAUUACGCUGGGUCGCAAGCCUCAGGGAACGCCAAUCUCAUCACCAUUGGAAAUGGAGGCGCAACGCCGUCAGUCCUGCAACUCGUCGCGAUGUCAUAUCGCCGCAUCUUCGCCAACUCCAUUGUGCUCCCCAACGGUCAAGUCUUCAUCACCGGAGGUCAGACAUUUGGACAGCCAUUCUCCGACAUUGGCGCAGACCUCACGCCAGAAAUGUGGAGCCCGACCACCAACCAAUUCAGGGACAUGCUCCCCAAUUCGACACCGCGAACAUAUCACAGCUUUGCUAUCCUCCUACUGGAUGGUACUGUUCUCAGUGGAGGUGGAGGUCUGUGUGCUGAUUGCUCGACCAACCACUUCGACGCACAAAUCUACACUCCUCAGUAUUUGCUGAAUUCCAACGGAACCAAUCGUGUUCGACCAGUUAUCAACUCUGUAUCUACAACAAGCUUGAGAAUUGGUCAAUCAUUGACCAUCAGGACCGGCUCCGCUGUCACUUCCGCGUCGCUGGUCCGGUACGGAUCGUCCACUCAUACUGUCAACACUGACCAGCGUCGCAUCCCUCUUACGCUGAGGACUACCGCUAGAAAUACUUACUCGGUUACGAUCCCAGGCGACCCCGGCGUUGCGCUCCCUGGGUACUGGAUGUUGUUUGUCAUGAAUACGUCCGGUACACCAAGCAUAGCAAAAACAAUCAAGAUCAAUCCAUGA